ACGAGAUGGUGAACCUCCGCUCAUCAGAGGCUGGAUUCCGUUCCUCGGUAAAGCUCUGGAGUUCGGACGAGACGCCCACAAGUUUCUGGAAGAACACAAGAAGAAGUUUGGGGACGUCUUCACAGUUCAGAUAGCAGGUAAAUACUUGACCUUCGUCAUGGACCCGUUGCUGUAUCCCAACGUCAUCCGACACGGCCGACAGCUGGACUUCCACGAGUUCUCCGACAAGGUGGCGCCCGUCACCUUCGGCUACCGGCCCGUCCGCAGUGAGGAGUUCCCCGGCCUGCCGGAGCAGAUCAGUCGCACCUUCCAACUCCUCCAGGGAGACGGCCUGUCGACCCUGACAGAGAGCAUGAUGGGUAACCUCAUGCUGGUCUUCCGUCAGGACCACCUGGAGGAGGAGGGCGGUGGCUGGAGGAGCGGCGGUAUGUACGAGUUCUGCCACUCGGUGAUGUUCGAGGCCACCUUCCUCACUGUGUACGGCAGGCCGGCAUUCGCCAGCCGCCAUGGCGACAUGGACCGGCUGAGGCGGGACUUUGUCCAGUUCGACAACAUGUUCCCGCUGCUCAUCGCUCAGAUCCCCAUCUGGCUGCUGGGACGGACCAAGGCCACCCGAGAAAAGCUCAUCGACUACUUCCUGCCGCACAAGACGUCGUCCUGGUCCGACACCUCGCUGUUCAUCAGGACGCGAUCGGAGCUGUUUGAGCAGUACGAGACUCUGAGGGACGUCGACAAAGGAGCUCAGCACCUGGCCAUCCUCUGGGCGUCCGUGGGGAACACCAUCCCCGCCACCUUCUGGGCCAUGUACUACCUGGUGAGUCACCCAGAGGCUCUGCAGGUGGUCCACCAGGAGAUCCAGUCCGUCCUGAGUCUGAGCGGAGUCCAGUUCAGCCGGGACCAGGACGUGAGACUCGGCAGAGAGCAGCUCGAGAAGCUCGUGUGUCUGGAGAGCGCCAUCAACGAGAGCCUCCGUCUGUCCUCGGCCGCCAUGAACGUCCGCGUCGCUCAGGAGGACUUCAGUCUGCGACUGGACGCCGAGCGCUCGGUGUCCGUCAGGAGAGGAGACUUUAUCGUCCUCUAUCCUCAGACCAUGCACAUGGACCCCGAGAUCUACGAGGACCCACAGUCGUUCCGUGUUGACCGCUUCCUGCAGGACGGCGGAGAGAAGACGGACUUCUACAAAGCCGGUCAGAGGCUCCGGUAUUACCUGAUGCCGUUCGGCUCCGGCUCCUCCAGGUGUCCCGGCCGACACUUCGCCGUCAAUGAGAUCAAACAGUUCCUGUGCGUCCUGCUUCUCUACGUGGACCUGCAGCUGGAGGAGGGUCAGCCCGGAGCCACGCUGGACUCCAGCAGAGCCGGUCUGGGGAUCCUGCCGCCGGCCAAGGACGUACGCUUCCGCUACCGACCGCGGACCGUCUGAUCGUCUCCUCUCUGACGCUGCCCUCGUCCAAUCAGACGAGGGCUUCAGGUGGAGGUAGAGGUGUAGACGUAGACCACAACUCAAUGUUUCAGUAAUCCUAAAUCUGUGACUUCUGAUACACAAAAGCUUUGAUAUAUUUAGACUGAAAUCCCCAGUCUUUAAACUGUAAACUGUCCAGUACUUCACAUUAUCUACAGAAAUAUAUCCAGGAACAUUAAAUGUAACUUUUGUUUAAUCAUUUGUUUAGUUUUUACUUCUGUUGUUGAUUUUAAUGUCCCACAUGAAACAGAUGAAACUGCUAGCUUAGCUCAGCACAAAGAAUGGAAGCAGAGGGAAACUGCUAGCUUAACGUAGAAUAAAGAAUGGAAGCAGGUGGAACCUGCUAGCCUAGCUUAGCACAAAUACUGUAAACAGGAUGAAACUGCUAGCCUAGUUUAGCACAAAUACUGUAAGCAGGGGGAAACUGCUAGCCUAGCUUGGCACAAAUAGUGGAAGCAGGGGGAAAAGAGAAAACAUCCACCCUCCAACAACUCCGAAGCAUUUGUUAGCGUUUAAUUAAUGCUAACAGUGCAACCACCAGAGACUGUGUAGCGUUAGCUCAGGCUAAAAACCGAGACUUUACCCCGUUAGCUUAAUAAGAUUAUAGUUACCAUUAACCAGCUAACUAAAGAUUAGCAUUAUGCUAUUACUGGUUUGCUCAAAGUGUAGCACUCAGCAGCUAGUUAAAGGCUAAAUUAAAUGUCUGCUUUUUGAAGGGAUACAUCAUCAGCAUUCAAAAUGUUAGCAACAGCUAGCCCAAAAGAAUCCACAUUCCAACAGCUCCAAGGAGGAGACAAACCCUCCAGUUCACUUUAGGUUAGCACUGUUAGCACUGUUAAUACUGUUAAUACCGUUAGCACUGUUAGCACCGUUAGCGCUGUUAUUU
Messenger RNA from Anarrhichthys ocellatus (wolf-eel), 2345 nucleotides. It is a transcript of the gene cyp7b1, whose product is annotated as cytochrome P450, family 7, subfamily B, polypeptide 1. Gene Ontology annotation, biological process: cholesterol homeostasis; bile acid biosynthetic process. The annotation marks the transcript as partial. The transcript has 5 exons. Gene Ontology annotation, molecular function: heme binding; oxidoreductase activity, acting on paired donors, with incorporation or reduction of molecular oxygen; steroid hydroxylase activity. The record is from RefSeq and is a predicted model, not a curated record. NCBI's taxonomy places the organism in Eukaryota, Metazoa, Chordata, Actinopteri, Perciformes, Anarhichadidae.